Staurois parvus is the source of this 338-nucleotide messenger RNA. The record is from the annotation of a GenBank genome assembly. Lineage: Eukaryota; Metazoa; Chordata; Amphibia; Anura; Ranidae.
UCUUAUCUCCUGAUAAGACAUCGUGUGGAGUCACUCUGUACAUGCUCAGUUUGGUGUGUAUUGCUGGAGAGGGUUUUUUCUUCUUGGGAGAGUACUUUGAAUGCAGGGACCGGGGAGACCAGAUAUAGUGAAUGCAGGGACCGGGGAGACCAGAUAUAGUGAAUGCAGGGUCCGGGGAGACCAGAUAUAGUGAAUGCAGGGUCUGGGGAGACCAGAUAUAGUGAAUGCAGGGUCCGGGGAGACCAGAUAUAGUGAAUGCAGGGUCCGGGGAGACCAGAUAUAGUGAAUGCAGGGUCCGGGGAGACCAGAUAUAGUGAAUGCAGGGUCUGGGGAGACCA